This is a messenger RNA of Ahaetulla prasina, 9099 nucleotides long. Its product is annotated as vascular endothelial growth factor receptor kdr-like. The record is from RefSeq and is a predicted model, not a curated record. Gene Ontology annotation, cellular component: signaling receptor complex. The transcript has 30 exons. Bases 671 to 4642 code for a protein of 1323 amino acids. Gene Ontology annotation, biological process: cell surface receptor protein tyrosine kinase signaling pathway; positive regulation of kinase activity; protein phosphorylation. Lineage: Eukaryota; Metazoa; Chordata; Lepidosauria; Squamata; Colubridae. Gene Ontology annotation, molecular function: ATP binding; transmembrane receptor protein tyrosine kinase activity.
CUCUCUGGGACUUUGGCUGCUGACGUCUCGCCUUCCUCCUUUUCUUCCCCUCUCAAGAAUUCCAAGUGCGUCUCCAACAUCCCAGGAAAAGCCAAUUCCGCCUGGGAGGGGGCAAGGGGGAAAUGACGGUCCCCGGUCUCCCUUGGACCAGCCCCAGACCUUGGAAGGCACCGCAGACCCCGGUCGCCUCUGGCAGGCUUGCGACUCCUCCGCUUAAAACCCCAAUCCUGAGACUUUCGCGAGUUGCUGAGAAGUUGGCGCGGCGGCUCCGGCCCUUGCUUGCUCCCGACCUCCCUGCCUCCCCAUCCCCGCCCCGAGCCACUCCGGGCGUGGGCUGCCUUCUCCUGCCCAGGAACACCUGCUAGCCGGGAGAAGCCCGGGACCCCGCGAAGAUCGGGAGCCCCGCCGCUUCUGCCAACUUCGAAGUCUCCGGCUUCCCUUCUUGCUGACCCUCAGCCCCGCUGGAGAGAUCGCAGGAGACUUAGAAGGAAGGACCGAGUCGAUUUUGGCAGCAUCAGGAAAAAAAGGAGAGUUCCGACACUCUCUGCUCUGGACGAUUUCCACCCCAGCCAGCGAGGUUGCCACCUUGGCAGCUUGUCCGGUGCCCAAGAGGGCAUCCUGGACUGGGCACCUUCUGCUGUCAAAGGACCCACCUCAACUGCACCAGAACAUGACUGCCAAGCUGGCGAUUUCCAUGGCCGUUUGCUUAACGCUGGCACUUCAAGCUCUGGCGAAGCAAGAAAGGCUUAUGAAACCUGAAUUGAACAUCAAUCGUGACUAUAUUAUAGUGGAAGCUGGAGAUUCAUUCAGCAUUACUUGCAGGGGCUCCCAUGGCUUGACAUGGCAAGCUGGAGAUGAACAGAUCACCCACAGCAAACGGUGGCAUAUUCACAAGCAGAAAUGUUCAGACAAACCAUGGUAUUCCUGCAGCACAAUUGGAGUUAACCGAGCUAUAGCCAAUGACACCGGCUAUUUCACCUGCUUUUAUGACCACCUCCCAUUCGCGGAAGAACUGAGAGCCAAGCUUUAUGUCUUCGUUAAAGAUCUGUCAGAGCCUUUUGUGCAACCCCACCCAAAACAUCCAUAUCUCAUCCGUGUGCACAACAAUACAGAUGUGAUCAAUGUGCCAUGUCGUGUCACCUCACCAGAGAUCAAACCGGAGCUGCUGCUGCAUCAAUCUCUUGAGCCUCUUACCUAUGAGAGGAAGGAAUGGGACCCAAAGAAAGGAUUCAUGAUCACGUCACCCUCCACUGAGUUCUUCAGUAGAAUGAUCAAAUGUGUUGCUACAGUCAACGAAGCACAAUAUGAGACAUAUUACUUGACCCAGAAAGUGGAGAUUCGAGUUUGGAAUGCAGUUUUGGAAGCAACUCCCAAAAAACUCUUGGUUGGAGAAACCCUUCACUUGGAAUGCAAAGGGCAGACGUCCUGGAAUGGACGGUUACAAUUUUUAUGGAAACUUCCAGGAAAGAGGGAACUAAGGACAGGAAAGAAUUUUGACAAGCGUAUCGCCGUGUACAAAGGCUCUAGUAAUGUGACUAUCACAAAUGUCACAAUGGAAGACAAAGGACACUACAUAUGCAAAGUGUUCAGUAUGGGCGAAGGAGGCACAGAAAUCAACACUACGGUCACAAUAUUCAGACAAGCUUUCAUUAAUUUUGUCAAAAAGAGGCAACAACUAUAUUAUGAGGCCAAUGCAGGACUAAAAGUACUGAAGCUGGCUUGGAAGGUUGAUGCCUUCCCUCCCCCUGAUGUGGCUUGGUACAAAGAUGGCCAUCUGAUCAAAGCCAAUGACUGCUAUGACUUAGAUCCUGAGAGGUAUAGGAUAAUCAUCAGGGAUGUGAGACCGAAGCAUGCCGGGAACUUUACCCUGUAUUUGAGCAACACAAAGCAUGGUCUCUAUAAAAACCUCACCAUCCAACUUGUUGUCCUGGAGAAACCUCACAUUUAUGAAAAGGAGAUUGAUUUUUCCAAUACUGAGCUGGUCACUAAAGGAAGAGAGCACAGCCUUCAAUGCACCGCAAGCGGAUGGCCUCUGCCCUCCAUAUACUGGGAAUGGGAGCCCUGCAACCAUGCAGACAACCAGUGCAACCAACGUGGAGAAAAAAUCAAAGUCCAGAAAACUGUCAGACACGAAACUCCCUAUUUAGCCAACAGGAUCAAGGAUAUCAAAAAUAUGCAGUUUAUUCAUGGCAAUAUGUUAAAGGUUUUAAGCACUUUGACCAUGACAUCAAGCAACAUCUCCGGAAUCUAUUACUGUGUGGCUUCCAACAAGUUGGGCAUCGAAGAGAGGAGCAUCAGGUUCUAUAUCACAGACAUGCAAUCCAGCCUGGAGGCAGACUCCCAAAUGACAGCUAUUGUGACCAGCCGUGUCCAGAUGACCUGCAAGUGCUCCAAGUACCUUUACGAUCACCUCACCUGGUAUGACCCCACCUUGCAGGAAGUCCCCACAGCUCUCACCCAGAAGAAGGUGGACAACUAUUCCAUCUCCUUAGUGCUGGAGAUCCAUAAUGUCUCCCAGGCUCACGCAGGGCUUUACAAGUGCCGAGCAUCAAGCUACCACAACCGCACCAAGCAGCUGGAGAAAAGUACCAUGCUCAGCAUAAAAUUUAAGACAGUGCCUUACAUUAUGGAGAAUUUUACCGACUUGGAGGUUAACGUGAGCGGGACCAUCAUUCUGGAGUGCAAAGUCAACGGGACCCCCAAACCUGCUAUUGCUUGGCUGAAAAAUGGCCACCGCAUCACCCCUGCUUCAGGAAUUUCCAUGGAAAACAACACUUUGGUGAUUGAACGAGUGAAAAAGGAUGACGAGGGUCAUUAUGAAUGCCAAGCGAUCAACGAGAUGGGUCAAGGCAGCACCGGGGCAUUUAUUAAAAUAGAAGGCUCUGAAGAAAAAUCCAACAUAGAAGUUAUCAUCUUGGUUUGCACUGGUUUAGCAGCCACUCUCUUUUGGCUCCUUCUGACCCUCUUCAUACGGAAACUCAGAAAACCGGAUGCCACCGAUAUUAAAACUGGAUAUUUGUCCAUCAUAAUGGACCCAGAGGAGAUGCCCCUGGAUGAGCAGUGCGAACGACUUCCUUACGACAGCAGCAAAUGGGAAUUCCCAAGGGAUCGACUGCGGCUGGGUAAAACUCUGGGUCAUGGUGCUUUUGGCAAAGUGGUGGAAGCAUCUGCUUUUGGCAUAGAUAAAUCUUCAACCUGCAAAACAGUGGCUGUUAAAAUGCUUAAAGCAGAGUGUGCAACGACCAAUGAGUGCAAGGCUCUGAUGUCGGAACUGAAGAUCCUGAUCCACAUUGGACAUCAUCUAAAUGUGGUCAACCUACUGGGGGCUUGUACCAAGCCUGGAGGUCCUCUGAUGGUCAUUGUAGAAUAUUGCAAGUAUGGAAAUCUCUCUAAUUACCUGCGGGGGAAACGAGGUGAUUUCAUUAUAUGCAAGCCACCAGAAAAUUCAGACUGCUCAGAGAAAGGAUUGAAGGACUCGAUCAGUGACUUAACAGAGCUAAUUAAGAGGCGUCUUGAAAGCGUGGCCAGCACAGGUAGCUCUGCUAGCUCUGGGUUCAUUGAAGACAAGAGUUACACAGAUUCUGAUUCAGAAGAAGAAGACACGGAAGAUCUUUACAAGCGACCUCUGACUUUGGAGGACCUGAUUUGCUACAGCUUCCAGGUAGCUAAAGGAAUGGAGUUCCUGGCCUCAAGAAAAUGCAUCCAUAGAGAUUUGGCAGCCAGGAACAUUCUUCUUUCUCAAAACAACGUGGUAAAGAUUUGUGAUUUUGGAUUGGCCAGAGAUAUAUACAAAGAUCCUGAUUAUGUGCGGAAGGGAGACGCCAGGCUGCCCCUAAAAUGGAUGGCUCCAGAAGCAAUUUUUGACAAAAUCUACACAACUCAGAGUGACGUUUGGUCCUUCGGUGUGCUGCUUUGGGAAAUAUUUUCCCUAGGGGCUUCUCCGUAUCCAGGGGUCCAGAUUGAUGAGGACUUUUGUCGACGUCUCAAAGAAGGAACACGGAUGAGGUCUCCAGAGUACUCCACUCCAGAAAUCUACCAGACCAUGCUGGACUGCUGGCACAGCAUCCCAACAGAGAGACCAACUUUUACCAACCUUGUGGAACGUUUAGGGGAUCUUCUCCAGGCAAAUGUACAGCAGGAUGGGAAAGACUAUAUCCCACUGAACAUCACCUUGUGUCCUGAUGGAGAGUCCAACCCCAAGAUCUGCAUCUUGGAAGAGAAUGUGAGCAACUUCAUUCACCGCUGGAGUGCUAUAGAAGCAAGCAUUAACUCCAAGAACCGACCACUCAGUGUGAAGACCUUUGAUGAGGUGCCUGUAGAGAAGGAGAAGAUGAUACAUGAGGAUGGUGAGUCAGACAGUGGGAUGGUGUUGACUCUGGAUGAAAUCAAGAGCCGGAAGAGGCUGGAGAUCCGAUCCUGGCCUUAUGGAAUCAUGGCUCUUGCGAGAAAAGCGAUCAACAAAAGUAAGGAAUCCGUGUUCAACGACCACGAGCGAGAAUCAGUGAAGUACCAUCCAACUGUUCCGGUGGAGGAUGACCUGAUGGAAGACUCCAUUCUUCUGCCGAUGGAUGCCAGCCUGGAAUGCCACAGCCCACCUCCUGAUUACAACUCUGUGAUCCAGUACUCGGCUCCUCCAGUGUAGCCAACCAGCCCUGGGGGGACCAUCAGGUUUUGCAUCUCUGACCAUGCAGUGUUCCAAACCAGCUUUCUGGUUUUCUUCUUGCUUAACAGAAAUAUUGUCCUAAGCGGAGAAGCCAGACCUUGAAGUCCAAUGUACAUUAGCCCCCGUGUGCAAGUGCAAGUGGGAAUUCUUUUAAGAGCAAUUCUCUGAAGGCUGCCUUUCAAGCUCUCUGGCUUUUAUUUCCUAACCUUCCCCGUGAAUUCAUAUUUUUUGAAUACCGUGGUCAUUGCAGUCUAUCUUUCAUUUGGUGGGGUUUGCUCUCUUAAAGCUCUGGACUGCACACCAAUUUUCCCAUUUUUUUUGUCCCUUUUAAAAGUUGCUAGGGAAAUUCCAUUCUAAACUCUGAGGUUGUUAUUCAGGUAUAAUUAUCCUCAAUAUUUUAUGUAUAGAGUUCAAAACCUAGCCUGAAACUCAGAUUUAUUGCAGAACCUAAAGCAAUCUGCCAGAACAGACCUACAGUGACAUACAGAGACUCCCUCAAACUGCAAGUUAUAUUUAGCCACAACCAACUUGCAGAACGAGGCUGAGAAAGAUUCCGUGUAGAUAUGUUUGCUUGUUGUACAACAGUGUAAACAACUGAAUGCAAUAAUUAUGAAAAAAUAUAGCACAGGAAAGAAAAAGCCUCAGGUGUUUUAGUGGGCCAGGAAAGUCAGACCCCGUGAUACUGUGAAUAUAGAAGCUUUUUAAAAGAGGUGCAAGACUUUUCCUUGUUCUCUAGACCCUAAAGCUGCUACGCUUAAGCUAGGAAUAUUUUCUGCUUAAUGGAUCGCAAGAGAAACCCUUCUGAAGUGCAGCGAGCGUCACUUAAGCAUGGAGAAGAAGCAUGCCUGUUUCCCCCUCUCUGUUGUAAGAAGCAAUGAGGUUAGAGUAAAAAGAGGCUUGCUUUGAAAAGCACUUAAUUUGCCAAUAAUUUAGUUACAGGAUCAGUGGGGAAAGGACAGUAUAAUCUACAUCUCAUAUCUUCUGAGAUGUUCCAAGUUCACCUGGGUGCAAAUUAAUUUAAUGUGCAGAGCUGUUGGGGACAGAAGGAUAUUCCAAAACAUCAAGGUAGUCAGGCAUUGCUCAGGUAGCCAUGACUACCAUCUGGACCUUUUUUUAAAAUCACUCUCCAGCACCCACAGAUUCUGCGCCUUACUCUCUGACACAGGAAUGGAAGUAAGCAUGGGAAAGUUUUGCUUGUAUAUGCUAAGUCUUUGAGUAAGUUAGUGGGACCAAAGAAGGUGUGGCUGGAGUGUGCCUUAAAAAGUUUGGCUUUAGAAAGCAAGUGUCAUAUAAUCAAAAAGACAGGGAAAUACUGCUGCCGGCCAAAUAUGUCAAGUGCCUUUUUUUUUUUUUACAUACGUAGCUUAAAAAUUAAGAAGGCCUAAAGUAGUAUUUCUCAACAUGGGCGACUUUAAGAUGUGUGACCUUCAACUGCCAGAAUUCCCCAGUCAGUGGAAAAGCUUCCUUUGGUGACUUUGGAAGAUCAAACCUUUUAAAGAAACAAAAGGACAUCAAACGGUUGUGAAGCUGCUGAUCCAUUUGUCAUAUCUGAAAAAAGAAAACCACUUUUCCAAAUCAUUUCCAAAUUUUUGGGAAGGCAGUCAUUGGCAUCCCAACCACACACAGGUGGUUCAAGAUCUGUUAGCCAGAUUCACAAAUCACAUGUAGGGGAAACCAAAGCACACCGUGGUUUGGGGAAAUGCAUAACUCUUGCCACUACUGCAUUUUCUCAGCCUGCUCCUUGGAUCAAUCAGCUUGAGAGGCAAAACAGGAUUCAAACUUCAUGUCAAGGGUCACAUUUCCAAAGUAGGCAGGACCAGAGUCAGGUCCCCUGGGGAUGCAAGGCUCUUGAGGGGGAAGAAGGGGUUCUUAACCCCUCCCAGUGCAAAAUGGAUGCUGAUGGGCUGUUGAAGACUGGUCUGCUGCACUUUUGCAUUGGCAGCCUCAGUGAUUUCUCCAUUUGUUAAGAUCAGUGGCACUUAUAGCCAUCACAAACAGGAACCCUAGAGGCAGUUGAAGGAACAUCUUCCUUCAAUCUUCCUUCCUUCCUUCCUUCCUUUUGCUUCAUCCUUCUCCUUCCAUCCGAUUCUUUCCUUUCUUUUCCUUUCUUCCUUCCUCCCUCCCUCCCUCCUUUCCUCCCUCCCUUGCCUCUUUACUCAUUGCACUUCAUUCUCUAUACCAAAUAUGCCCAUAUCAAAUAUGCCCAUGGGCAGUAACAGAAUCCUUGUGUUGGCAGAUGGCAUUUGCAGACUCCUACGCACUGAAUCUAAAGCUCAGAGAUAACUCCAGAAGCUUUUUCUGAGUUGGACUUUUGGGGGGAAAGGAUGUUCUCUGCCUCUUCCAAAGACCAAAGGCCCAUUCAGACUCUCUGCCAAGCAUCUCUGCAUGGAUAUGAUUUUUCAAUUGCAUAGAUAAGUCUAAUUUUAUUUUGUUUUUAAUCAGCAGAAUUGGAUCUGUAUUCCUCGUAUUUUAUCUACUAAUAUUCUUUAUCCUCACCUUUCUUCCUCAUCUUUCUCCUGCCCCCUUAAUUUAAUUACAAUAUUUUUCUAAUAAUGUUGAAAUAUCUCUAAAUGUAAUAAAACCCAGCCAAAAUCAAGCACUUUGGACUGUAAUCCUAUGCAAAUUGAAAAGGAAACCAAUUGCUGUGUGUUCCUUGGUGCUUACUUCUGAGUAAGCCCAUAUGGGAUUACAUUGACCAAAUCCUUUGAUCUCCACUGGAACAGAUGCAAAUUUCUGCCAAUCCUUCCCACAAAAGAUUGCUCAAUUUUGGCUGGAUUUUAACUUAUGUUCAUAGUGUUUAUUAGGUAGAACCAAUUCAGUAUAAAUAUGCAUUGCAUUUAUUUAACUAUGUAUAUCCCUUUUUAACUAUAAAAGAGCAGGAAAUUCUGACCCAAGGGUCUUUUUUUUCCAGAAUCUCCCACCUCUAUUUGCAGGCCAGGGACCAGUUCACAAGUCUCAUCCAUCUGGGUGUUACACAAAAAGAACAUUUGUCACCAUCACCUCCUCCUUGGGCUUUUGGGCAUUUUGAUUUUUAUGGUCGAAAUUCAGGUUUGACUGUUACUGCACUUUCUGAAAACAGUGAAAAAGGUCACAUGAAUCUUGAGUUGGGAAUCAGACUGAAGGACAAAAGAUACUUCUGUGGUCUAAAAAAAAGAACCAGAUGCCCAAAGAGGUAUAUUUUGAUGUUAUUAAAUACAACUCAGGGAUUUCUUUAUGACUUCAGAAGGCUGCUGGCCUUUGUAAACUUGUUUAAAUAUAUUCAGAAUUGAUUAGGCAGCUCUAUAUUUGUUUCAAAGCAUUCCUAAACACGACCCUGGAUAAUUAAUUCAACUCAAGGAAAUUCUGUUUUAUUCAUGCUGUUAUUUCUUUAUAUACUGGAUCAGCUUUCCUCAAGCGCUCCCCAAGCUGGUGCCCUCUUAAUAUGGUAGAAUUACAAGUCACAGGAUUGGCUUUGCUGGCAGGGGGGCCUGCAGGCUAUGGGGAUAAAGAGGGCACCCAGUCUGAUGCAACUGAAGCCUUGCUCUUUUUUCACAGCUAUCAGACCCAGGUUGUACAUAAAAAAAGAGAAGGGGCCAUUAGUAUGCUAGUAAAUGUUUAACAAGCAGCUAUUGCCACUGCUGAGCAGGUAGUCCUCAAGUUACAACCACAAUUGGAAGCAGAAUUUUCAUUGGGAAGCAAGGCAGGUGUUAUGUGAGUCACACCUAGUUUUACACACGUCCUUUUUGCUACAAUUGCAAAAUGAAUCACUGCAAUUGAAUCAGCCAUUAAGUUAAUCCAGCUGCCCCAUUGACUGCUUGCCAGCUAAGAAGGGUGCAAAUGGCUAUCAGAUGUGGUAGCCAUCAUAAAUACGUGCCAGCUGCCAAACACCCACAUUUUGAUCACAUGACUGUGAGGAUGCUGUGACGGUCGUAAGUGCAAGGACCAAUCAUAAGUCACGUUUUGCAGUGCCACCGUAACUUCAAAUGUCACUAAAUGGAUAGUUGUAAGCUGAGGACUACCUGUAAUGGCCGAACAGCUAAUUGGCACAUUGGGCAUCAUGGCUCAGCUGUAAUCCCAACUGGCUGGCAACAUUUCAGAAAAUGAAAUAAUUGGCUCUCACAAUUGUUAAAUUUGGGUCUUUGAUUGCAAUGUCACAGCCAUUAUAUUUACCUUUGGGGCCUCCCCACCCCACCCCAGAUGCCCUUGAAAAUCAGCUCGGCAUUUGGGGAAGUGCCGCAAUCGGAAUCACUAACCGAAAAGCCUGAAAAUUCAAAACUUGGGCGGGUGGGCACGAACUAAGCAAAAAUCCUGUUCCCCAAAUUCCAUAGAACCUCUGCCAAAACCAGUCCUGUCUUUCUGAAGAAUGUAUGCACUGAAAAGAACCUGCUCUGUUCCUGUAGUCAAAAAUGUAUUGUAAUUAUUAACCAAAUAUAAAUUAAAAGGACUCUAUAUUUAUA